CAGGCGGCGGAGUUGGCGCGCGGGGGCCGGAGAGCCAGGCGCUGCUCGCCCCGAUCGCCUCGCCCGCCCGCCCGCCUCCGAGGGCCGCCGCCGCCGCCGCCGCCGCCAUGCCCGCGCUGAGUGAAAAUAUGCUUUUUGGAAUGGGAAAUCCUCUCCUUGAUAUUUGUGCAGUUGUGGACAAGGACUUCCUUGACAAAUAUGGCCUGAAGCCGAAUGACCAAAUCUUGGCAGAAGAGAAACAUAAAGAGUUAUUUGAAGAACUUGUGAAAAAAUUCAAAGUAGAAUAUCAUGCUGGUGGAUCGACUCAGAAUUCUGUUAAAGUGGCUCAGUGGAUGAUCCAGAGCCCUUAUAAAGUGGCAACAUUUUUCGGGUGCAUCGGAACAGACAAAUUUGGUGAGAUCCUAAAGAAGAAAACUGAAGAAGCCCACGUGGACGCUCAUUACUACGAACAGAGUGAAGAGCCAACGGGGACCUGUGCCGCCUGCAUCACAAGUGACAACAGGUCUCUUGUUGCUAACCUGGCUGCUGCUAAUUGUUAUAAGAAAGAAAAGCACCUUGACCUGGAAAAGAACUGGAAGUUGGUGGAAAAGGCUAAAGUUUAUUACAUUGCGGGUUUCUUUUUGACUGUGUCACCUGAAUCCAUUCUAAAAGUGGCCUCUCAGGCUUCGGCAAAUAACAAGAUCUUCAGUUUGAAUCUGUCUGCACCGUUUAUCAGCCAGUUCUACAAGGAACCAAUGAUGAAAGUUAUGCCAUACGUAGACAUCCUCUUUGGGAACGAGAUGGUAGAGUCAGAUUUGAAGCACAGUGAAUUCUCAAGAGGGGGGAAUCUGUGUGUGACAGAAAAUCAAACCUGA
This is a messenger RNA of Sphaerodactylus townsendi, 854 nucleotides long. RefSeq names its product adenosine kinase (gene ADK). The record is from RefSeq and is a predicted model, not a curated record. The coding region runs from base 108 to 854 and encodes 248 amino acids. Gene Ontology annotation, cellular component: nucleus; cytosol. The transcript has 8 exons. Gene Ontology annotation, molecular function: adenosine kinase activity. Gene Ontology annotation, biological process: purine ribonucleoside salvage. Lineage: Eukaryota; Metazoa; Chordata; Lepidosauria; Squamata; Sphaerodactylidae.